Molecule: messenger RNA, 1479 nt
Organism: Linum tenue
Lineage: Eukaryota; Viridiplantae; Streptophyta; Magnoliopsida; Malpighiales; Linaceae
Source: the annotation of a GenBank genome assembly
AAAGGAAACACACUAAAAGCUUCCCCUCCCGUCUUCUUCCCUUUCCUUCCCUUUCCACUCGCUGCAAAAAGCUUUCCCUAUAAGAGAACGCCUUUCUUUCAAAUUCCCCCCAAUUCCAGCAAACCACACAGUCAAAAUCUCUCUCUCUCUCUCAAAACCAUGGCGCUAUCCAACAACCUAACCGCAGUCCUGAACUUCAUCGCCUUCCUGUGCUCCGUCCCAAUCGUCGCAUCGGGGAUCUGGCUCGCCUCCCAGCCGGACAACGAGUGCAUCCACUUCGUCCGGUGGCCGGUCGUCCUCCUCGGCCUCCUCGUCCUCGUCGUCUCCCUGACCGGCUUCGUCGGCGCAUACUGGUACAAGGAGACACUCCUCGCCUUCUACCUCUGCUGUAUGGCCAUCCUCAUCGCCCUCCUCCUCACCCUCCUCGUCUUCGCCUUCGUCGUCACCAGGCCCGACGGCGGCUACGCCGUCCCCGGCCGCGGGUACAGGGAGUACCGGAUCGAAGGAUUCUCGUCCUGGCUGCAAGGCCACAUCGUCGAUUCUAAGAAUUGGGGCGCGAUUCGCGCCUGCCUCGCCGAGAGCGACGUCUGCUCCAGGCUCACCCGGAGCUACCUCACCGCGGACCAGUUCUUCGCCGGCCACAUCUCUCCUCUCCAGCAGUCGGGUUGCUGCAAGCCGCCGACGGUGUGCGGGUACAGCUACGUGAGCCCGACGACGUGGCUGAACCCGGCGAACCCGACCGGCGACCCGGACUGCUACAACUGGAGCAACGAGCCGAACCAGCUGUGCUACAACUGCAACUCCUGCAGGGCCGGGCUGCUGGGGAACCUCAGGAAGGAGUGGCGGAAGGCCAGCACUUUCCUCAUCGUCGCCGCCGUUGUGCUCAUCUUCGUCUACGUCGUCGCCUGCUGCGCUUUCAAGAACGCCCAGACGGAGGAUCUCUUCCGCCGUUACAAGCAAGGCUGGGCAUAAAACUUGUAGUAAGGUAAUGUUAUGUAAUGUAAUUCCCCACUGUCACACAAGCAUUUUGCUGCUGCUGCUUCGUUGAUUCUGUGCCCUUUUUUUCUUCUUCAAUUGUUUUUGUUUUUUCUCUUUUGGAGGAAUUGUGGGCUGGUGGGUGUGUAAUGUGUAUAUAUUCGAUUCUGCUUUUGGUCAUAUCUAGAAUAUGUUAUUGGAUGGUUGGCGACGAAUCAACGAACCUAGUUUCUGCAGUUCUUCCUUUUUUGCACCACUCGUGAAAAGGACAAGUAGUGGACUACUGGAAUCGGAUUCAUUAUCUCUUUAUUCUGCUCCAAUGGCUGUUUUUGUUGUCUGCUCAAGGGCAAUAGAUUGGAUCAGAACGUCCGGGAUUCGGAGACGUAUCCACAGCCUGCAAACCCAAACCAAUCCCGGCCCACAAACAACUGUGCAGGACAGUAGAGUUGACAUAUACCACAUUAGGUAUGAAAUCGAAGGAAUUGUCAUCGAACGGGAGUUUUU